AUGGGUAAUAAAAAUGGUACAUAUGAAUCAUUACUGGAAGAAACUAAACAAAUACUUAUGCAAAAAACUGGCAUGUCACAACAUGAUUUAGAAUUAUGGUACAAAGCAAUAUUAGAUCGAUCAACUAAAGGGAAAUUAUCUAAAGAACAAAUGAUUUCAAUUUAUAAAGAUAUGAGCGAUCUUGAUUCAACACGUAUUAAUGAUGUUGUUGAUUCAUUAGCAAAGAUUUUUGAUGAAGAUCAUAGUGGUACUGUUGAUAUCAAUGAAUUCAUGCGAGGUUUUAUAUUGACAACAAAAGGUGAUUUACAGUCAAAAAUAGAAUAUACAUUUCGAAUUUAUGACAAAAAUGGAGAUAAUCAAAUAUCUGGUGACGAAAUAAAACAAAUGGCAAAUGCUAUUUUACGAAUACUAGGGGGUGAUGACAAAAAUGAUGAUGCAUCACAUGCUAUUGUUCAACAAUUUCUUGGACAAUUUACAGGUGGUGAACAAGGAAUUAUUUAUAAGCAUGAUUUUAUUAAGACUGUUAUGGAAAAUCGAGAACUGUUAGCAAUAAUUUCACCAUUUUACGGUAUCGGUGAUUAG
Messenger RNA from Rotaria sp. Silwood1, 582 nucleotides. The record is from the annotation of a GenBank genome assembly. NCBI's taxonomy places the organism in Eukaryota, Metazoa, Rotifera, Eurotatoria, Philodinida, Philodinidae.